UGAGAAAGCUUUCUUCGGCACGCAAUCAUGCAACUGAGCAUUACACACGGCUUUGAAACCAUCGCCGAAGGCAACAACAAAAUCUUUGCCUGGGGUUCAUUUUUGGUGAUUCUUCGCCUCAAUUCGUAUUGCUAUUUCAUUAUCCUCAUUGCAGGUUCUCACUUUUUGGAAAUUCACUCCUCCAUUCGCAAUGUGCCUCUCGAAUCCAUCCACCGCCGGGGAAGAACUGCGGCAUCGCAAGAGUGGUAGUGUGAGCCCCACCAGUGUCAUCUCCGAAACUUCCUUUCCCAUCCAGCAAUUGCAAGAAAAAGAAGAAGUCAAGCAGCAGAAACCCACAAAUGUCCGCGAUAAGAACGCCAUUCAAAAGCUCUUUACCAGCAAAGAAGAGAGCCAUGUCUUUCACGUGCACAAGAUUCUGGGUGUCACGGCGUUGAUCUCCUACGUUUACCGAUUUGCUCAUCUGGGAGACAACGAUGGCAACUUUGGACCCAAUAUCGGAACCCUUGUCUUUAUCUUUCACCAUUGGUUCUUGAAUGGCAGCAGUUUCGUCUUUGCCAUUCCACAUCGCCGCAUUCGGGAUGGCGGAUUUCGGAUUUGGCCGGAAUACAGGUGGCACUCUUUGAUGUUUGCCACUCGCAACUUGGCGGGGAUGCUCUUGAUCUGGUACGAACAAACACGACAAGUUACCCAACCCCACUACUUUAUGGACUGGCUCAUUGUUCUGGGCACGUGUGCCGGUGCAGACUAUGGAUCCUAUCUGCAGGGGGAUUCCCGUUCCAAUACCGUUCGAGGGACGACCUACAGCGACCCCUAUGGCAAAUGGUUUGCGUCUGAAAUGCAGUUCAACUUGACCGCGCUCAGCUUGAUUGGAGCACGACGCUACACCAUGCAUCUCGUAGGAGUCGUCAUCAUUCAAUUGAAUAGUUUCCUCAUGACACUGCGUCGCAAAAACGUGGCGUCUCAUGAAGUACUCACGGCGGGUUAUGGACUCUUGUUGGUGAUUGGAUUCUGGAUUGGUGUCAUGGAAGAUGAUUACACCGAACUCAUGUAUCCGGUCGGCACCAUUGGCAGUAUGGCCGUGAUUCUGCGCAUGGGACCACUCCAUCUGAACAAGUACAUCUUGUGGACGGUACUGUGGUUGGCUCUGCACGUUAUUCGUACUUACGACUUGGUCCAUGUGGGAUACAAUGUCUUUUGGCUCUGUGCUUUUGUGGUCACCAAAUUCAUUGCCACGGCGUUGGGUAUGCGCAAACGGAGCCAGGAGUUAAAGGCCACAAGCAACGAUGGUUCCAUGGUGCAGAAUCGGAUGGUUUAUACUGCCUUUAUCAGCUAUGCUUUCCUCGGGGCAUACAUGUACUACCGAAACAUCUACUUGGAAGAAUUGUGGGAGGAGUAAAAACAGAACAAUCACCUCAUCGUUGAACCAACAGCAAUCGGCAUCGAUG
Messenger RNA from Seminavis robusta, 1445 nucleotides. The record is from the annotation of a GenBank genome assembly. NCBI's taxonomy places the organism in Eukaryota, Bacillariophyta, Bacillariophyceae, Naviculales, Naviculaceae.